Molecule: messenger RNA, 613 nt
Organism: Aplysia californica (California sea hare)
Lineage: Eukaryota; Metazoa; Mollusca; Gastropoda; Aplysiida; Aplysiidae
Product: hematopoietic prostaglandin D synthase
Exons: 4
Coding region: 164-613 (149 amino acids)
Biological process (GO): glutathione metabolic process
Molecular function (GO): glutathione transferase activity
Source: RefSeq, a predicted model, not a curated record
UUUAACGACCCGUGAAAGCUGCGUAUAUAAAUAACUCGAUCCCCAGUUCUUUCCUUAAUCUCACGGGCGAAGCUUCAGGUUCACUCCACCGGAACGUUCUCCAAUUUGUUCACUGAGCCUUCCAAGCGGAAUAUUUUGGAAUCAUCUCCACUCAACCAGCGUCAUGUCCAGCUCAAAGGUCAAAAUCUUCUAUCUCGACUAUAUGGGCCGUGCCGAAAUGAUUAGACUAUUGUUUGCUGCAGCAGGGAAGCCUUUUGAGGACAUCAGGAUUGCUGAUCAGGAUUGGCCGAAGUGGAAGCCAAAGGCCCCCUUUGGAACAGUGCCUUUUGUGGAGGUAGAUGGGGAAGUCUAUUCACAGUCAAUAGCUAUUGCUAACUAUUUUGCCAAGGAGUUUGGGUUUUUUGGGAAGAACAACAAAGAAGCUCUUCUUGUCGAACAGAUGGUGAACCUCAUCCAGGACUUCAUACAAGUAUCGGUUGUGAUUGAAGAACAGCAGGACCAAAAGAAAAAGGUUGGUGCUUAUCUCAAAUCAAUCACUCAAUCGACUCUGUUGCCUUUUUUUUUCUACAGUAGAUGUAGGCAACAAAUUUCAAGCUUUGGAAAACAUUACUAA